UUCCGGUGUUGCCGACCAGUUCGUGCGAUCUUUACAGAAAUGUCUACCCUUCGUGUUGCUUUGGUGCAGUUGUACGGCCGUCCAACGAAGAAGGAGUGCAUCACGAACGCGAUCACACAGAUCCGGCUAGCAAAGGAUCGCGGUGCACGGUUGAUCAUCCUGCCGGAGUGCUUUAACUCACCGUACAGUACGUCCGAGUUUGGACGCCAUGCCGAGGAGAUUCCGCGUGGCGAAACAAGCCAAGCACUCGCCAAGGUAGCUGCCGAGCUGGGUGUAUAUCUGGUCGGUGGAACAUACCCGGAACGUGAAGGCACUAAGCUGUACAACACCUGCCCGGUGUUUGGCCCGAAAGGCGAACUGUUGUGCAAGUACCGGAAGAUGCAUCUCUUCGAUAUGGAUAUCCCUGGGCGGUGCACUUUCCAGGAAUCGUCCGCCCUGGCCGCAGGCGAUCGUUUCGCAACAUUUUCCAUCGGUACACUGAAGAUUGGUGUUGGCAUUUGUUGGGACAAGCGGUUCCCCGAGUUGACGGCGUGCUAUCGUGAGCUGGGCUGUGAUAUGAUGAUCUUCCCGUCGGCGUUCGAUCCGUACACCGGACCACUGCACUGGGAGCUGCUGGGACGCGCGAGAGCUCUCGACAAUCAGAUGUUUGUGGCGCUAGUGUCACCGGCACGGGAUCCAACGACCGACUACGUUGCGUACGGUUAUUCACUGAUGUGCGAUCCUUGGGGUCGAGUGUUGUGCCGGGCAAAGGAAGAGCAGGAACUGCUAAUCACUGACAUCGAUCUCAAGCUGUGCGAUGAGAUUAAGCAACAGAUACCGAUCCUACGACAAAAGCGUACCGAUAUUUACGAACUAAAGGCUAAGAAGUAGUCAGUUUUAUUUGGAGCCCUCUUAAUGGGCAAUAACGAGCCACUAAAUAAAUCCUAACAAUCAUACCUCACUACCACGAGUUGCGAAUUCACUCAACCGCACCCUUGUCUUGGGUCUUUUCCGGUAUCAAAAAAAAAGGGAAAAGUGUUUGUGCUUCUUGUCCUGUACUUGUUUCCACUACGGCGACCACGGAUCGCAACCCAUCCGUGACGAAGUGGCAUUGAAAUAAAAGGUGCAACAAGGGGAAAAGAUCACUGCCACCGAU
Messenger RNA from Anopheles moucheti, 1135 nucleotides. RefSeq names its product omega-amidase NIT2-like. Gene Ontology annotation, cellular component: mitochondrion. Gene Ontology annotation, molecular function: omega-amidase activity. The record is from RefSeq and is a predicted model, not a curated record. The coding region runs from base 40 to 870 and encodes 276 amino acids. The transcript has a single exon. Gene Ontology annotation, biological process: L-glutamine metabolic process; oxaloacetate metabolic process. Lineage: Eukaryota; Metazoa; Arthropoda; Insecta; Diptera; Culicidae.